AAAAAUUGAAGUUGUCCAAUUCAUACAUUAUACCGUAAUUUCCAAACAUCAAAACACUGUAAAGUUGACAAAUUAAGGACGAAUAUUCAUGCUCAACGAAAGUUUAACUUGAUUAGUGUAACAACCAAUCAGAGGUCGUUUUAGUCAUGACUGAUGAUAAAGGACGUUUCUAUUGGGCCGUGGUGAGUGACUUACGCGCGCUAAUGGCACGUGCCGACGACUGAGCGAGUGUAAACAAAAGUAGUGUGAAGAUUGAAGAAGCCAAAAAGUUCCGGCCUCUAAUCAUUUGGGUGCUCACUUGCCCCGAAAUUGUUUAUUCGUCUCUGCCUCUCUGCAUUUGUACAUUGAUAAUGGAUUUUGAUCCUAUGCUCUUCUUUCGCUGCCAUUCAUGUCAGUCUGAUCCCGAACCCGGAGCAGACACCAGUACCCAGGUGUGGUACUGUGAUUUCAUGCCUGAUCCAAAAAACCCAUCACAAAACUCCAAUUUUGUUGCAACAGUAGGCGGACAAGCCAUCUGUAUUAUAGACCUCAAAGAGAUGAAAGUCUGGAAAAAUUUUUAUUGCAAUAAAAGUUCUCCAAAAGAAGAAUUUUUCUGUUCUGUGUGGAUUAAUGUGCCUUACAAUGAAUUUGAUUCUGCACUUCUACUGGUAGCUGGCAGUAAUAGAGGCAAACUUUAUUUCCUUUCCAUGGACCAAGAUUAUAGCGCAGGGGAAAUCAGUGUAGUAGUACCUCCCAAAAAAGGGAGAAAAAAGGAUGGGAUUGCAGUUAAUUCUGUCUGUGUUCAUAUUGAUGAAAAAAAGAAAGAGACAUUGCUCUGUGGUCUUUCUUGUGGUCUUGUCUUUGCAUAUGAUAUGCAAUGUGCGACGAAACAAGUUGAGCAAAAAACUCUCAUCGAAGUCCAGGCUAAAUCCCUAGGUAGUUUUUCUCUUCCGACGCAGAAAGUUGCGGGUAGUUUUUCUGCUCCGGCGCAGGUGUUGCAAUUAGUAUUCUGCCCAACAACUCAAUUCAUUUUAAUUGCAAGUGACACUGGAUUGUAUGGCGUUCACAUGCCAUCUUGUGAUCAGAUCGCGAGCAACAAGCAUAAAAUUUUCAAAUUUCAACGGCCUGAUGAGUACAGGAAGGGGGAACACGAUCUCAGUGACUCAGUCCAGGUUAUUGGAGACAGUCUAAUCAGCGUGAAGUACGCUCUUCAUGGUGCCAUCUUCAUUUUUGAUUUAAAUCACUGCACCAUGAACAAUAACGAGAAAGAGCCGACUAUGGACUUUGUACCGCGGUAUGUUCUGGAGUGGAGCAACACCGAUAACUACUUUCUCAACAUUGGCGUGAGCAGAGCCGCAAAUCUUCUGGCUUGUGGAGACGAUCAAGGAACUAUUUGGGUUUACGAUAUCAAGUCCGUGAAAAGUGGCAAAAAGUCAGACAAGCCGAUUGUUUUGCCUCCAACAGCCCAAAUUGCAUGGCCAGAUGAAGUAAUCGAUAGAGAUGCAACGAAAAAGAAAAAACUAGAUUUGAAAGAUAAUGAAAUAGUCAUAAACAAAGUGACCAUUCACUCAUCAGGGCAAUACAUUGUGGCAGCCACAAAUAAAAACACUGUUUGUUUGUGGAAAAGAAAUGAUGACACUGUUAAUGCUGUCAAGUUCAAAGAGACACCGAAUAAAGCCUUACGUUCUCCUAAGUCUAGGAUUGUUUAACCAUUGAUAUCACUCAAAUUGUUCUCUAGAAUUUUUUUAUUUAAUUUUACAGAAGACUGUUUCUACUUCUUGAUAAUGAAUUCUCUUUUUGUUCUUUUUUUGCACUAUUUGUUACCUUAGUGUUUAAAUUUUUCUCCAGAAAGCACUUUAUAUUUACCUUGAAGUUGUUCUUGGUAGACUUGACUAUUAAACUGUGCUUUUUUUUUAAAGAAGCAAAAUCUUUUUUCCUCUUUGUAAAAUUGGAAGCGUUUGAAUGUAAGGUCAGUCAAAUUUCCUAAUUAUAUUGUAAGUUGUUCUGAAAGACUUGCAUGAGUGUCAUUAAUUCAAGAAAAUAGAGGACCUUAAGGAAUUAAAUAUCCCUCUAUUUUUUGGCAAAAGUAUUGAUGAUGGAAACAAUCCAAUUAUUUUGUAUGACUAGAUGUAUUCUUAAUUUAACUUAAGCUUUUUGAAGUGAGAGCAUAAGGGCCUCUAAAAAUGAAUUUUCCUUUUCCACGAUUACUGAUCUCUUUACAAAGCAGGAUUACAACUGCGUAAUUUUGUAACUCAUUAUCAAUCGCGGUUUUUUACAGUGUAUUAGAGUUUUCUUUUGAAUCAAUGAUUAGCAUCACAUCAUUUAUGGCUCAUCCUCGAACAUAAAUUCACAGUUUCACUGUGGUCAUCACAAAGCGGAACUCUUUCUAUCUAAAAAUUGGGAGAGUCUGAAGUCUAUAAGCCUGUAAAUCAGCCUAGCUCGCACCUUAAUAUAACGAGUAUACAGCAUUGCAAAUCCCAGUGAUUUGCAUGAGCAAUGCUGCCAACCUGUUAAGAGAAAAAACAAAAAGUCGGAUAGUCAACAUCCAACGCAUGAAGCAAAAAUCGCAAACCACGAUCUUUCUUCUCUUCUAAAAAUGAGUUCAAAGGAUACAUUUCACCGUGUUAGAACUUGGAAAGAGAACAUCAUUUUUUCGAGGCACUGCAAACUAAUCCUAACAGGUAGUUAGUAUUUAGUGAAAAUUAUAAGUUUUGUGUGAGGAUAACUGACAAUUGGACAAUCAUUGUUGAGGAAUGUAAUAAACUUCAUAUUCCUCGUGAAUGAGAUGAUGAAUAUGUAAUAAUGGGUCAGUUCACCUGAUAGUUUUCAUUUGCAUACAUACAGUAGUGAAGUCAGUAGUAGCCUAGGACAGUCGAUAUCCUCCACUUCCUCAUUUCCACUUAUCACAUGUAGCUUAAAUUGAAGGUGGGAGUAAGAUUAACUAGGUGGCAUAAUUGAAGUGUUCUUGAAUCUAUCAGUGUAAGAAAAAAAUUGGAGGGAUUUUUAUUUCUUGAACAUUCGUUGAAGGAACCUCCCAAGUAUAAUAUUGAAAAAAAUUAUUUUAAACAUUUUGAGUUCAAUUUAAUCAUAAAUAAAUCAUAGCUUAACCAUCUGUUGCAGCAAUUGCAUGCCUGCAUGCCUUCACCAGUUGUUGAUGAAUGUUAGUACUUGUUGCUAAUGGAAAUUUUGCAAAAUCACCAAGUGAAACUUUCUAAGUAACAACUCACCUUUUCAGUAACCACCCAAACUUUCUCAUGCAAUAAUUCCUUAUUAUGAGCAAAAAGAUGAUAUGUCUGUUGCUCAUCUAUAUUUUCAUUAUCUAUUUAAAUGCUCUCUCUUUGCUCUGAUUUGCACGGAAAAGUCACUGGGAUAGUAGUUUCUUUUAGGCCCAUCUUGCGAAAAAUAUCCUUAAAGACUCUAUAUUUAAAGGAUGUAUGAAAUUAAUUUGACGCUUUUCAUUAAUGUUCUCUGUUCAGUUUUUUUGCAUCAUCAAGUCUCGUGUGUAAAGUCAGUCUAAAUGAAAUCUACUUAUUGCACAAAAACUCCAUUUGGUUCUUUUCAAUUGCUUGUAUUUUUCAGUUUAUCAUAUCAGCUAGCUUUAAAUAGAAUGUUAUCGUUUUCAAUAUUUUUCCCAAAAAAUAUUAAAAAUAUUAUUUUUAAUUGUUACAGCCAGUAUGUAGUCAUAAAAUUAUGUUGAAUGUUAUUUUUUUAUGUCCAUAAUAUUUUGUUAAUGUGCAUUCCAUGUAAAUAUGUAUUUGAAAUUAAACUUGAACCGACGUUUUCUGAACUUGUUAAGGUAUGGACGUCAUUAUUGUCA
Molecule: messenger RNA, 3796 nt
Organism: Bemisia tabaci
Lineage: Eukaryota; Metazoa; Arthropoda; Insecta; Hemiptera; Aleyrodidae
Product: leucine-rich repeat and WD repeat-containing protein 1
Biological process (GO): establishment of protein localization to chromatin; chromatin organization
Cellular component (GO): nuclear origin of replication recognition complex
Molecular function (GO): protein binding; chromatin binding
Source: RefSeq, a predicted model, not a curated record